Molecule: messenger RNA, 6103 nt
Organism: Rhincodon typus (whale shark)
Lineage: Eukaryota; Metazoa; Chordata; Chondrichthyes; Orectolobiformes; Rhincodontidae
Product: protein phosphatase Slingshot homolog 1-like
Exons: 15
Coding region: 164-4138 (1324 amino acids)
Biological process (GO): protein dephosphorylation; negative regulation of actin filament polymerization; actin cytoskeleton organization
Cellular component (GO): cytoplasm
Molecular function (GO): actin binding; protein tyrosine/serine/threonine phosphatase activity
Source: RefSeq, a predicted model, not a curated record
GGGCGGGUGCGCGAUCUCGCGCCUUCGCAUCCCUUCACCUCCUGGCGCGAGCCGUACCAACGCUUCUAACCGUCCGGAGAAUUCGUGCAUCACUCAGCCCCGCCUUCGGCCUCAGCCUCCCACAUUUCACCUGCUGGGUAGCUACCUUUGCUCGCUGUUCCUUAUGGCCUUGGUUACGGUGCAACGUUCUCCAACCCCGAGCGCUUCCUCCAGUCCCAGUGUCUCGGAAGGUGGAAGUGAUGAUGAUCGUAGAUUACAACAACAGAGUCUCAGCGACAGUUUCUUCACAGUUAAGGGUGCGGCACUUUUCCUACAACAGGGAAGCAGCUCACAGGUCCCACGAUGUUACCGUCACCACACGUAUGCAGGAGACCUCCAGCUCCAUCUUCAAGUGAUGAUUAAUCACCUCCGCCCUGAAGACAGGAUAAAGUUGGCAGUGCGCCUGGAAAGCAUGUCUGUUCAUCGAGUCCGAUACAUGGUAGUUGUGUAUACUAAUGGCCAUCAAGAUACAGAGGAGAAUGUCCUUCUGGGAAUUGACUUUGCAAGCAAAGAAAGUAAUUCAUGCACUAUAGGAUUGACCCUUCCUCUCUGGAGUGAUACAAAGAUUCACCUGGAUGGAGAUGGUGGAUUCAGUGUGAGUACAGUGGAUCGUAUUCAUAUCUUCAAGCCAGUUUCUGUACAAGCCAUGUGGUCAGCACUACAAAUUCUCCACAAAUCCUGUGAGACAGCGCGUAGGUACAAUUACUAUCCGUCGGGAAUUGCUUUGACUUGGACCAGUUACUAUGAGAGUUGCAUUAACUCGGAUCAAAGUUGUAUUAAUGAAUGGAAUGCAAUGCAAGACUUGCAGUCCAUGCGGGCUGACUCACCACCAAUGUUUAUCGAUAAACCAACAGAGAAUGAACUAACUGAACGAUUAAUAAAAAAUAAACUAAGAUACAUAAUGAUGAGCAAAGAUUUGGAAAAUGUGACAUCUAAAGAUAUUCGAAAUGAGUUGGAACAACAGAUGAACUACAAUCUGAAAGAGUAUAAAGGAUUUAUUGACAAUGAAAUGCUGAUCAUUUUAGGACAAAUGGAUAAAGCUACCCUAAUAUUUGAUCAUCUUUAUCUGGGUUCAGAGUGGAAUGCUUCGAACUUGGAAGAACUUCAAAGCACAGGUGUUGGGUACAUCUUAAAUGUAACCAGAGAAGUAGAUAACUUCUUCCCAGGAUUGUUCUGCUAUCACAAUAUUCGAGUGUUUGAUGAGGAUGCUACGGACCUACUGGCAUAUUGGAAUGAUGCAUAUAACUUCAUAACAAAAGCCAAGAAAGAUCAUUCCAAGUGUCUGGUACAUUGCAAAAUGGGUGUUAGCCGGUCCGCAUCAACUGUCAUCGCGUAUGCAAUGAAAGAAUAUAGAUGGUCACUCGAGAAAGCCUACAAAUAUGUGAAGGAAAAACGGAGUGUUGCACAACCAAAUGCAGGGUUCAUGAGGCAGUUGGCAGAAUAUGAAGGCAUAUUAGAUGCUAGUAAACAUCGACAUAAUAUCUUGUGGAGACGCAACUCUGAAAGUGACUUACAAGAGACUGUGAGCGAUCCAAUGUUCCAGAGUAGGAGAGCAUCUACUCAGCAAGACUUGAACAGAUGUAAAGCAGGAGUUCAGCAUACAUGUGAGGAGCAGAAAUAUAAUGAUGCUGAAACAUUUAUGAAUGUGGCAAUGACCAAUAAGGAUGAAAGUGAGCCAGCUAAUUUCAAUUACUACUUCAGGUGUUUAUCAGACCCUGUUACGGACAGUGCCUACAACAGGCAGCAGAGAAAGCUAGAACAAUUUUCGGUUCAUUUUGACAAUGUGGAAAAGAAUGAAAUUCAGAUUGAUAAUGCAGAUUUCAGGUGCACAGAAGAUGGUGUCCAUGACACUGGGAUGCUUGCAUCAUCUCAGCUUCAGGAUGGCUAUGACAGUGAAAGCAGACUGCAAGGCCAGAAGGGAAAUACUCUCAAGAUGUCAACAGCAGCGGAGGAGCCAGAAGAGGAAAAUGAGAACACGUUGAAUUUGGAUACGCAUGAUCAAGUUGACCAAUUCAUGGUAAAUGGACCUAAUACAGAAAAUAAUGCAGAGGCCAUUGCAAAUCUAAAAGGCGUGCUACAGCCAGAUUCAACAUUCAGUGCGGAAAGUCAACUCGGUAAAGACAAUGUGAAUAAUAACAACAACAGCACAAGAAAUUAUUUGGAAGUGGAUGAAGAUCUAACUACUACUGAAACCUCCAACAGUAUCAGACCUAUUAAUAAAUUUGCUUUGGACUGCUCGGAUUCUGUAAGUAAUCUUGUGUGCGAGCGAUUUACGGACCGUUCUAAAAACUUGUAUCAGGUAAAGAUAUGUAGUACCAGCACGAAAGAGAGCCAAGCAACCGAGUCCAAUAAUUUGGGAUAUUUAUUGAACGGAGCUUCAGAUGUGCAAAUGACUGAAACAUUCUCUGGGAUUCCCAAUAAAACGGAAGUGGCAGAAAAACCUGUCAAUAGAUUUGAUGCCAUUUAUACAACUGAUACAAUACUUUUGCAUGAAACUACAGAAACAAAUGUAGGUUUACGACCAAACUCUGAAGAACAGCAGGAAAAGACCAUGGUAGCUUAUCACAAUUGCAGAAACGUGACCAGUGAUUUCCAUACUGAAGUAUUGGUCCUUGAUGCAAUGACUUCGUUGUCUGGUAGGCGGCAAGACUUGAAACAAUUGCCAGUAGUAAGCUCAUGUAUGGGCAGCCAUGAAUAUCUGAAAACUUUAAUUGAUUCAAAGACUGGGUUUGUUUCUUCAGGUUCUAAAGUUGAUGAACAUGUGUUGCAAAUUCCAGAAUUCAAAAUGCAUCAGUCAGAAGAUAAAUUAAAUCAGUUAACUCGUAAUGCUGUAACUUUAGGAAAUGAACGGGAUAAUAUAGCUGAAAUUAUGGAACAGUCUAAGUGUAUGCUUUCUAUGCCAUCUAGUAGGCAACAAAUUGAAGAUAAGUUAGUAGGUUUUCCUAGCAGCAGUAAUGAAAAGAUGAGUGUUAAACCAAAGAAAGACGUGAAGCAACUGCUAAAUAACCAAGAGAUGGAAAAGUCAAAAAUCCAGAGUUACUUGAUGCAGCAUCAAGAAUCUAUCCUUCAGCUACAGAAGGCUGGGUUGGUUAGAAAACAUACCAAAGAAUUGGAAAGGCUAACGUUUCUGAUGUCUCCAAAUAGGCAAGUCCAGAGCCCAAACCUUGAAAAUACGAAACCUGCAUUCGCAGAGGGUGAUUCCUUAGAUUUGACCCUGCAUGAGCCCGUGGUAGACAUUCAGGAUCUUGCACAGUCUUAUGAAGAUAUGGAGAACAGUGUGCUGUCUGAGCUUAGCUGUGAUGAGUUUUAUUUUAUGGACGGUUUAUGCCAGAAAACAUCCACACCUUAUGUAAGUAAUAGGAGUGGAUCAGGAUAUCUCAGUAAGGAUUGCUUGCAGCAAAUCUGUGCAACACUGAUACCAUCACCUUUAACUUCAAGCUUGACUCGUAGCUCCAGCAGUGAUAGCCUUCACAGUAUUCAAGGACAGCCUGGUUUAGUUGAACUACGGAGACAGGAAAUCGAAGCCAGGAUGCGUCAGGCAGGACUGACCAUCUGUUCAGAAAUGAAGCGAUCUCAUUCCAUAGCCAAACUUGGAAGCCUGAACAUAUCUAGUGAGGAUCUGUCAUCCAAGGAAAAAGAAGCCGAAACUUCCAUCGGUUCAAGUAACAUUAAAUUGGUUGAGAGUUUAUUGUUGCCUAAUGUUAUUGAAAAAAUGAAGUGGAAAAGCAGUCUUUGUGAGGAAAUAGAUAUGCAAACUGAAACAACUUCGAUCAUGGAGCCACUGAAAUCAAUUGAGACUUCCAGUUCUAUAUCGGAACAUAAAACUCUGCCUUAUAUUCAGUGCACUGGUCAAGCUGAACACCCUUGCCGGAUGUUUUCUCCUACCAAAUACAGUGUUAGUGAUCCAGAGAUUACACAGCAAUUUGAAGAUUUUAUUUCAGUUCCUUCAUUUGAACUAAGCCAAUUCCAUACUCAGAGUGCUAACGAACUUUGUCCUUUGGCUUCCAAGGAACAGAAUGUACGAAUUCAUCCUGUGUGGAAGCUCAGAAAGGCAUGUGAGAGAAAGAGAACUAACAACUUACUCUAUAACACCAUGUGAUUAUUUGGCAACAAGAAUACAUUCCAAUCUUCCUUUUAAAGACAAGAACUUUAAACCAAAAAUUCUAACCUCUGUUAUCUGAUCUCCUAACAGCUCAGAAAAUUAUUCAAAAACAUCCAUUUUGGAAAGUACGGUUCUAUGCUGAAUAGUUCUUUUUAGACUGAAUCUAGAAUUUCCUGAAAUUGCAUUUUCACUUUUGAAAAAUUUCACAUUUUGUAACCUCAAACAUACCAAGUUUUUUUUUAAGAAAGGAGGCCAAUUCAAAGUACAAAUUCAGUUAGCCCUAUUGAAUUUUGGAAAUAUGCCCAUGAAAUUUGAAUGUUACUUGAAGCCUAGGCCCUGAAAAACUAUGAUUUGUUACAUUCUCCUAACCAGCAGAAAUCUGAACCAGAAAAUCACAUGGAUUAAGAAGAAGCUUCAUAGCUGCAGUGACUUGUCUCCAAUCUUGCAUGAUUUGCACCUUUUUUUUUAAUAAAAGCCUUUAUCUUUGGGGGAGAAUGUUGCUUACAAGUUCCAUUGAUUUAGGGGUCAAAAUGGAACUCCUGCUAUAAGCUUGGCAAUGAUUCCUUCUGUCUAAACAAAGACAAAUUGAGAUAUGCUUCCUUUUUGGACCUACUGUAAAUAUUUUCUUCCAUACUUGCCUUAAGCUGAAGUAAUGUAGACAGUAUGCUUUCAAAGACACACUUCAAAUUGUGACAGUUUGUGAUGAGCUUUUUUAUUAAAAACAAAGUUAAGGAAGAUCUAUUUUUCAGAUCUGUCAACAUUUACUGACCUUGAUCCAAGAAAAUAAGCUACACUAAUCAGACCGGUAUAUAUCUAAACUGUCAGUGUACAACAGCAGUACCUAUGAUUACCUGUGAUUCUUGUAUGGGCAAUGGCAUGCUGUUAACACUGUUACUGUUUGCAAGCCAGUCCCUAAGCUAUUCAACUGAAGGAGGCAUUUGAGCUUUUUCUUUCUUAUGUUGAGACCAGAAUCUGUGACGAGUACUUUAGAUAAUUUAACAUUCAAGCUACUUUUCUGUUAAAAGGAGGUCUGUUAGCACUUUUUUAAUCAAUUCAGUAGUGAUAAUAAAAAUAUAAUUGUUAGGUAUUUCCAAUUAGAGCUUCCAUUGUAAAUCUUAUAUUUUCAACCUUGGAAUGUUUUAAUUUUGCCUUUGUAGAGGUGAUUUGUCCAUGAAUCUAACCAAAACAGUGGAAAUACCCAGUGCCCUCAUAUACUUAAGUACAUGUUCUGUUCAUAUUUUUUCUGUGACUUGAAUUGCUGUUUUUUAAAUUCCUUUCUUUCUAGAACUUUUCCCAUUCAAGGAAGACAAUUUGGGGAAGUAAAAAGAUGAAAGUGCUACUGAUUCAAGUUUCUGGUUAAAAUUGAGACAUUUAGAAUAUGUGAAACUCUUUAAAUGUGAUUCUGACUUUCAGUCAUAAUUUUUAAUGCCAUGUGACUACAUAAAUUGGCAUUCUAGUCCACGCAUUUAAUAGUUAAUCACCUUACACCUGCAAAACUUGAGGGUUUCAUUAUAAGUUAAUGUAUGUACUAAGUUAUUAUGAGCAGGUUUUUGUGAGAAAUGUUUUAAGAUGCAUUCUUCAGUAGAAUCUAUGCUGUGAUUUAUUUUCAAUGAAAACAGUGCUUAAAAUAUUUUUAUUUCAUUUGUAAAGAUGUACUUCAGUGCCUUUCAUUUUGUGAAUACUGUAUGUGCAAUGGUUAUUGAGAGAGCGAGCAUGAUCUUACAGAUGCAGUAUCCAGAAACAAAUGUGGAAUGUUAUUGAAUAAUGUCUCCAACAAGCUGUUCAAAAUUCAUGUACAUGAAUAUUCACUUUGUAUAGUUUUCUUUUCAAGAGAGGUCCGAUUUUGUGAUUUAAAAAAAAGUAACUUUUUACUGUUAGCCCUGCACGUUAGUUGUAUGCAUAUUGCACUUUUUUUUAACAUUUGUUAACGUGAACUGUGCAAGUAUAUGUUGAAAAUAAAUG